AUGGCGCUCCCUUGCCCCGCGAUGAGGACCAACAUCGUUGAUUCCACCAUCUCCGUCGGUUCUUACGGGUGGUCCGACGAAUUUCAAGGCCAAAAAAACAACGACGUCCUCAUGAAGCGGCUCACCAACACAAUAGCAAGAAUGGGAAAGACAUCAUCGGCUACAAGCAACAGCCACCACCAGCAAAAGAACAGCAACAACAAGAAGGAGAAGGAGUACUCUGCUCCUCAGCCGAAGAAGAGGAAGAACGGGAAAGAAAUCACCACAGAAUCAAGAUCAUGCAACCUGCCUGAAUUUUGGGAGGAGAAUGUUAGAGAAUGA
This is a messenger RNA of Linum trigynum, 321 nucleotides long. The record is from the annotation of a GenBank genome assembly. NCBI's taxonomy places the organism in Eukaryota, Viridiplantae, Streptophyta, Magnoliopsida, Malpighiales, Linaceae.